AUGUACAAAGAUUAGAAUUCAUUCCAUUAACCAAGAAAUAUUUUGCUGAAUUUUACUCAGCCGAGAGGGCCUUGAAGCCAUAAUGGCCACCCCACCGAGCCCACCGCCAUCCAUGAAUUCGUCCGCAUGUCCAUUCAAAACCAACAUCCCAAGCCCAAAACCACGCGGCGCGCCGGCCGUGGGGGCGUCGCCGGUGUCCAGCGGCCCACGCCACAUCGUCGUUUACGUGCGCGACAUCGUCAACAAGCUCCGCGCCGGCGGGCACCUCUCCGGGCUGGAUACCCCGGACGCUGAGCUCACCGAGGAGGGCACGUCCGCCCUGUUCGAGGGCGUUCUUGAAGCCUUCCUUGCCGAGGUGCGUGCAUCUGCCGGGCUUCCGUUGCUCCCGAAGCCGCUCAUGAUCGGGAAAGACGGCCCGGUGGAGAUGCAGAUGCUCCGCCUGCACCUCGCCGUGCGUUCUAGCGGGGGAUACGCCGCCGUCACGUCAUGGGCGGCCAUCGCCGAGGUGGUCGGCCUCGAACCGGUGGCGGCCGCGCCCCUGAAGCUCCUCUACUUCAAGUACCUCCUGCCCCUUGAGCAGAGCAUCGGCAACUGCAAGCCAGAAAUGCAGGAUCAGGAGGUGGCCGGAGGCUGUCGUGAUGCAGUUGCAGCUCGCCGCUCAAACGGCAAGAAGGACCAGGCGAGCCUCCGAUCAUCAGGCCAUCUAAAGCGUAAGAGGGGGGCGCCGGUGCCUCUGCAGAUGCUCAACUGGGUCCGCCUUGUGGCCAAGAGCCCUCUUGAACAUGGGAAUGGGAUCUGCAGCCAAUUCUCCUCGACGCUUAUGCUCCGUCGCCUGAGGUUUGCAAAUGUUGAUUGCAGCCAACUGGCCCAAAGCACUACCUCGCAGCAGAGCCAUGGCUUUAAGACAUUGCCUAAGAAAUCUUCUACACUAAGGCGCCUUAGAAGAAGGUGUCAUCCUUGAUUUCACAACCUAUCACAUGUUGACUAUAGAGGCGAGUCUGGCGCCACUUGGUCCUCAUCUCAAUGUUGAUGUGGUUGCUGUGAAGGUUUGGAAAAGGCGUUCCUUUCAUCUGCCUGCACUGUCAUGCAUCUAAUCAUGUCUGUUUUGAUCUUCACUUCCCUUUCCCGAUCAACUACACUACUAUGAUGGGAAGGUAGGGAGGGAAUGUGUCUUCUGUCGUGAGGGAGAAGCUAGGCAUAUGAUGUUACUUGUUUAUGUCAUCGCAAGGGAGAGGAUGUGGAAUGGUGUGGCUAUAUAUGGUCAUAAAUAAUGGAUAUAUUGUGCGAAUUUGGUCGCAAGAGGAAUGAGUGGGUCACUAUAUGGAUUUUGGGCA
Messenger RNA from Hordeum vulgare subsp. vulgare (domesticated barley), 1334 nucleotides. RefSeq lists its product as uncharacterized. NCBI's taxonomy places the organism in Eukaryota, Viridiplantae, Streptophyta, Magnoliopsida, Poales, Poaceae. The coding region runs from base 83 to 961 and encodes 292 amino acids. The record is from RefSeq and is a predicted model, not a curated record. The transcript is spliced from 2 exons. Gene Ontology annotation, molecular function: DNA binding.